Messenger RNA from Fragaria vesca subsp. vesca, 1940 nucleotides. Its product is annotated as CCA tRNA nucleotidyltransferase, mitochondrial-like. The record is from RefSeq and is a predicted model, not a curated record. NCBI's taxonomy places the organism in Eukaryota, Viridiplantae, Streptophyta, Magnoliopsida, Rosales, Rosaceae. Gene Ontology annotation, biological process: tRNA 3'-terminal CCA addition. Gene Ontology annotation, molecular function: ATP:3'-cytidine-cytidine-tRNA adenylyltransferase activity; RNA binding. The transcript has 17 exons. The coding region runs from base 226 to 1839 and encodes 537 amino acids.
CAAAUUCAGAGGGCUCUGCUUCUAGAGAAAGCGCUUCUCCUCCGCUCUACAUAUCCUCAGGUGUUUCGGAAUAGAGUUACUUGGGAAGCAAGAAACACCAAGGGAGCAAGGUUGAGAGCCCCAUUUUCGGUAGGGUUUGCUUUUCGGUUUUCUCCGAAAUUGUAUACGACAGGGCAGAAGGGGACCCUGACGGGGACGCGAUUGUCUGGAUCGGAAAGAGGAACAAUGAUGGUGUCUAUGCCGACUGUACACGUGAGGGAUACCAUUGAACUUGACGAAACUGAAGAGAAGAUCUUUGAAAGGCUUCUUGGAACGCUUGACCAUCAUAAGCUUAAGACUGAGCUUCGUGUCGCAGGUGGAUGGGUCCGUGAUAAGCUUCUUGGAAAAGAGUGCAAGGACAUCGACAUUGCUUUGGAAAGUAUGAUGGGCAGUGCAUUUGCUGAGAAGGUGAGAGACUACUUGAAGUCUGUGGGGGAAGAGGUUCAUUUCGCUGUCAUUCAAAGCAAUCCUGAUCAAUCAAAACAUCUGGAAACGGCGAGGAUGCGCAUCUUAAAUGUAUGGGUUGAUUUUGUGAACUUACGCUGUGAAGAGUACAGUGAUGAUAGCCGCAUUCCUACUAUGCAAAAGUAUGGCACACCAGAACAGGAUGCACUGAGAAGGGAUCUGACUAUAAACAGCUUAUUUUACAAUAUCAAUACCAAAUCUGUUGAAGAUUGGACUAAUAGAGGAAUUGAAGAUCUAAAAUGUGGGAAAAUUGUGACUCCUUUACCACCAAAGGAUACAUUUAUGGAGGAUCCGCUACGAGUUCUUCGAGCUAUCCGUUUUGGCGCAAGGUUCGGAUUUGUACUUGAUGAACAACUAAAGGAAGCUGCUGCUUGUGAUGAAGUGAAAGCUGCUCUAUCAGCUAAAAUUAGCAGAGAGAGAAUUGGAACUGAAAUUGAUCUGAUGAUCUCUGGAAACCAACCUGUCCAAGCUAUGACCUAUGUAUGUGACUUGAAGUUAUUUUGGACUGUCUUCAGUCUUCAUCAGCAGUGUGAGCCAUUAGAAGGAUGUGACAGCGAUUGUGUUGCGUACUUGGAUUAUACAUGGAAUCUUAUUCAAUCAGUGGGGAGCUCUACCUUCAAUGACGAACAAAGAAGGCUCUCCUUUUAUGCUGCAAUGUUCCUUCCACUUAGGAAGACCAUGUAUAAAGAUAGGAAAGCAAAAGAUGUUCCUGUCGUGAAUUAUAUUUUCAGAGACUCCCUUAAGCUAAGAGUCAGCGAUGCUGAAACUGUUGUUAAUUUACACAAUGCAUUGGAGAAGUUUUUGUCUUUGCUUCCUCACUUUGUACCAAAUGGGGAUGUAAAACUGACCGAAGUUGAUUUGGGAAGAGAGUAUGUUGAUGUUCCUCUUACUUCGAAAGAAUCCAAACUCCGUGUAUUAACAGGGUUUCUUCUACGAGAAAUCAAAGAUUUUUGGCGAGUUGCUUUGCUGAUGUCUACACUGUUACAUCCCACUGACGUCAUAAACAAGAACUUCAAACCAGAAGAUCGCAGAGCUUUGUUUGUAGAAGCUGAGAAGGCCAUAUAUAAUCUAGGUCUAGACAAAGUCUGGGAGGUGAAGCCAUUACUUAAUGGAAAGGAGAUCAUGGAUGCUUUGCAGCUUAAAUCUGGAGGACCAGUUGUCAGUAAAUGGCAACGGAAGCUACUUGCAUGGCAGCUUGCUCAUCCUUCAGGGACUGCAGAGGAGUGCCGCGAGUGGCUGAAGGAAACACACUCUUCAAGUACUAGAUCGGCUGGAGAUAUGGAGGAAUUGAAUGGACCCAACAAUAAGAAAAGUAAGACUGAAGAUUCUAACUAGUCACAAUAAAAAGUUUUGAUCAGCAUGUUGAUAUUUGAGGGAAAGUUAUUUGACACACAAUGUACAAGUUCAGGUUUAAUGGAAGUACUUGCAUUUCACCA